GCCUGAGCAUGUCAAAAUCUGUGUCAUAACAAGUCUGACGAUUUGGUGAUACGAAAGGAGCGGAGGUUGGAGAAGAAACGAGAGAGAGAGAGAAGAAGAUGGCUGCGAACAGUGUAACCUACAUCAGCAGCUCUCAGCUUCUCAGGCUCAAACCUCGUCCGAACAUUGCUGUUAUCGAUGUCAGGGAUGAUGAGAGAAAUUAUGACGGGCAUAUAGCUGGAUCACUACACUUUGCUAGCGACACUUUCCGUGAGAAAUUGCCUAAGCUCGUCGAAGCGGUCCAAGGCAAAGACACCAUCGUCUUUCAUUGCGCCCUUAGCCAGGUUCGUGGUCCGAAAUGUGCUAGAAAGUUUGUCGACUAUCUUUCAGAAAUAAAUGAAGACGUGGGAACAAAGAAUGUGAUGGUUUUGGAACGUGGGUAUAAUGGCUGGGAAGCCUCUGGUAGGCCUGUCUGUCGCUGCACUGAGGUUCCCUGCAGAGAUGAAUGCGCAUAAGAGACAAAAGUGUCAUAUUUUCGUGAAGAUAUUAUGAUGUUCGUGUGUAAUCUAUAUAUUAAAAAAUUCUUAAACACAGGUAAUAAAAUAUAUGCAGUCUUAUGGAUGAAAUAACUUUUGUUUGCUAUAUUUAUACAUAUACCUAAAUUGCUAA
Messenger RNA from Daucus carota subsp. sativus, 648 nucleotides. Its product is annotated as dual specificity phosphatase Cdc25. Gene Ontology annotation, molecular function: protein tyrosine phosphatase activity. The record is from RefSeq and is a predicted model, not a curated record. Gene Ontology annotation, cellular component: cytoplasm; nucleus. Lineage: Eukaryota; Viridiplantae; Streptophyta; Magnoliopsida; Apiales; Apiaceae. The transcript has 3 exons. Bases 99 to 494 code for a protein of 131 amino acids.